Molecule: messenger RNA, 993 nt
Organism: Teleopsis dalmanni
Lineage: Eukaryota; Metazoa; Arthropoda; Insecta; Diptera; Diopsidae
Product: mitochondrial ornithine transporter 1
Exons: 5
Coding region: 1-927 (308 amino acids)
Biological process (GO): mitochondrial L-ornithine transmembrane transport
Molecular function (GO): L-ornithine transmembrane transporter activity
Source: RefSeq, a predicted model, not a curated record
AUGCAUGGUGGCAAUGGAACACAAGAUCAAAAUAGUUUUAAACAGGGAGCUAUUGACUUUACAGCGGGCUCAUUAGGUGGUAUGUUACAGGUGUAUGUCUCCCAACCGCUGGAUACGGUGAAGGUUAAACAACAAACCUUUCCCAAGCUUUAUAAGAACAUGUUCGAUUGUUUUGUAAAAACUUAUCGGAAGGAUGGCAUUUUUCGUGGUCUAUAUGCGGGUUCUGUGCCUGCAGUUAUCGCCAAUGUUGCCGAAAAUUCUGUAUUAUUUGCAGCCUAUGGUGGUUGUCAAAAAUUUGUGGCCCAUGCCAUGAAUGUAGAAGAUACAAAAAAUCUUUCAGUAUUAGGAAAUGCUUUCGCUGGAUUUUUAGCUGCAUUCUUCUCCACCUUUACAUUGUGUCCAACAGAAUUAAUUAAAUGUAAAUUACAAGCUAUGAGAGAAAUGUCGCAGAUAUCUAGUGCCGGUGCAGUUUUAAAAACAGAACACAUAACGCCUUGGCAACUUACAAGACAAGUCUAUUGUACGGAGGGCAUUCCCGGUUUUUUCCGUGGAUUGACUUCUACUUUCAUGCGUGAGAUGCCAGGUUACUUCUUUUUCUUUGGUGGCUACGAGGGCACCAGAGAACUGUUCACAAAACCUGGUCAAAGUAAAGAUGAUAUUGGUGCUUUAAAAACAAUGGUGGCUGGAGCAGUUGGUGGCGUUACAUUAUGGACUGUCAUAUUUCCAGCUGAUGUCAUUAAAAGUCGCAUACAAGUUAACAAUUUAAAGCGUAGUAUGACUUCUGUUGGUUUAGAAAUAUUUAGAAAUGAAGGCGUUUUGGCCUUAUACAAUGGUUUAUUGCCAUCCGUGCUGAGAACGAUUCCAGCUACAGCGACACUAUUUGUAGUUUAUGAAUAUACAAAGAAAAUUUUAAAUAACGCACUUUAACAAAAAAAGAAAAUAUUUUUAUUCAUUAAAAUUAAUCGUAGAAAAAUUCCUAUAAUUUAACGAUUG